Molecule: messenger RNA, 811 nt
Organism: Punctularia strigosozonata HHB-11173 SS5
Lineage: Eukaryota; Fungi; Basidiomycota; Agaricomycetes; Corticiales; Punctulariaceae
Product: NADH-ubiquinone oxidoreductase 20 kDa subunit
Exons: 8
Coding region: 9-677 (222 amino acids)
Biological process (GO): electron transport coupled proton transport; aerobic respiration; mitochondrial respiratory chain complex I assembly
Molecular function (GO): quinone binding; NADH dehydrogenase (ubiquinone) activity; 4 iron, 4 sulfur cluster binding
Source: RefSeq, a predicted model, not a curated record
UCUUCACCAUGUCCCUCCGGUUCCUCCAGGCCUCAGCGGCCAACGUAGGACGCUCUGUCGCCACUCGACCGGCAAACGCUCUAGGCAUCCAAGUAUACCGCCAAUUCCCUGCACUUGCCCGUUCAUCGCAUACCGGACCCGAACCGACGCCUAUAACCGCCCUUGCGAAGCAAGGUUCUAAUCAACUCAGUUUGGAGACGCCGCAAAACCGGGCAGAGUAUGUUCUCUCCACAUUCGACAAGAUCGCCAACUGGGCUAGGCAGUCUUCCAUGUGGCCAAUGACUUUCGGUCUCGCCUGCUGUGCCGUGGAGAUGAUGCACAUGGCCGCCGCGCGGUAUGACCAGGACAGGCUGGGUGUCGUUUUCCGAGCUAGUCCUCGGCAGUCGGAUAUAAUGAUCGUUGCGGGAACCCUCACGAACAAGAUGGCACCCGCUUUGCGCAAGGUGUACGACCAGAUGCCUUCCCCACGAUGGGUCAUUUCCAUGGGAUCCUGCGCGAACGGAGGUGGAUACUACCACUACUCCUACUCGGUCGUUCGUGGAUGCGACCGUAUCGUUCCGGUUGACAUUUAUGUACCUGGUUGCCCACCAACCGCCGAGGCUCUGCUGUAUGGCAUGCUGCAGCUCCAGCGCAAGAUGAGGAGGAGUCGCAAGGGCGUCCUAUGGUACCGCAAGUGAAGUUCUUGACCAGGGCGUCGGUUGGAUCUUUACGUCCUGUAUUUGAUUCUGCUGGACGUAGUAUAUGUAUUGCCUUGGCAACGCUGGCAUGGUUUUGAGGGCACUCGUGCAUCUCCCGAAUCGUAUUGAGAGUU